This is a messenger RNA of Iphiclides podalirius (scarce swallowtail), 267 nucleotides long. The record is from the annotation of a GenBank genome assembly. Lineage: Eukaryota; Metazoa; Arthropoda; Insecta; Lepidoptera; Papilionidae.
AUGGGUUGCACUCCGAGCAUGCUGCUGGACCACAAAAGCCGCCGCCGCGACAGCGCCGGCUCGCAGGAGGCCGCCUUGGCCAAGGUGGCGCCCACGCCGGUGUGCCAAAACAAGGCGGUCCAGGCUGCGAGGGCGCCCAGGGCCUCAUUGGAGUCCGACGGGUUCAGCGUCCAGCUGUCCAGCAAGAAAGACAGCUAUGUCUCGCAGAUGGGCAACAACUUCGCAACACAGCUACACAUUAAACGAAUAUCUGGUAAGCCAAUUGGU